AUGACAUUUGAGAUGGAGGAUGUUUUAGCUGUUCUUGCCAAGCACAGGAGAUCAUUUGGUUUCCAGGACAAAAACAUUUUUAUUUCAGAAGACAGUCCCUCGCAGCUCCCGGCCCCGGUCCCCGCCGCUCGCAGUCCUCCGAGCCCCCAGGGGGCGCACGAAGGGCUGCGGCGCUCUAGCAGGCGGGUCGGAAGGCGGCUUCCCGUGGCGCGGCCAUGGAGCCCAGCGGUUCGCGCCGCCACAGGUAGUGCCUGGCGGGGCAGGGGGGUCCCGGCGGCUGCUCGCGGCACGGGGGCUUGUGCCCGGGCCGGGAGGCUGCUGAGUGGGUGCCGGGGUCCUCUCCCCUCACGGUGCCUCCUCCUUUCGCCCCGCAGCGCGGCGGAGCGGCGGGCGGCGCGCAAGGCCCUGCAGCGGCCUCAUGGCCCGAAGGAUUUCUUCCCCGACGGCUCGGCCGAGCAGGCGGAGAAGCUGCGGCUGUGCCAGGAGGAGCAGUGGGAGAUCCUCUCCGAGGAGCGGGUGGAGCGGCUGGGGAAUCUGGUCAAAGCUGAGUGGAAGCCAGGACAAGGCAUCGUAGAGCUGCAGUCCCCUGCGGGGAAGUUCUGGCACACCAUGGGGUUCUCCAAACAUGGCAAACAGUGCCUGCUGCCUGAGGAAGCUCUGUACCUGCUGGAGUGUGGCUCUGUUCAACUCUUUUACAGGGAUCUGCCCUUGUCAAUCCAGGAAGCCUAUGAGAUCCUGCUGUCCCAGGAGGCAGUGAGCCUGCCACAUUACCAGGUGUUCAGCCACUUGAAGCAACUGGGUUAUAUUGUACUGAGAUUCGACCCCAGCACUCUCCCAUCUCCCUAUGAGAGGCAACUGAACCUGGAAAGCCACUGCCAGAGCUCUGGGAAACACCAUUGCAAGAGGAAGGGGAGUUCCAGCCCUGGGUCAUGUGAGAAGAAACUCAAGAGAUCUGAGGACCUUCCAGAAGCUGAAGGGGCCUCUGAAAAAGCUGGAGAUGACUGUGGAGGCUCCAACUGCCUUCCCAUGGAUGAAAAGUCCUUGUCAGAGCAGUCAAAGGACUCAGAUGCUGGCAGUGGAGGCGGGGAGUCAAACCCUGUUCCUCUUGAUACAGGACAGAAGGACUCCCUGAGCCACUCCAGGAGCCGAGCCGGAGAUGACCAAAGAGGCAGCCCCGGUACCCGCGCACCCCGUUGGGAUUUUACCACCAUCAUCUUGCCAAAUGUGGCCUCAGACCACCCGUGCACGCGUCUGCCCUUACCCGAGAGGGGGCUGCUGCCAGAGAACGUGCCCGGCAGGGAGGUGGAUGCGGCGGGCUGGCGCGCGCGCGUCAACCAGAAGCAGGAGCGGCUGUCGCGGAGGGAGAGGGAGCAGCGCGACAGGGAGAGCAGGUACAAGAGCAGCGUCAAUGCUGACCGGGAGGUGAGGCGCUGCUCCAACUGGCAGGAGUACAAAGCCCUGCUGCAGAAGAGGAGCCAGCAGAGGCUUUGGAGGCGGCCGCCGCAUCUCUGGGACCAGGCUGUCACACCGCUCCUGCGGCCGGACGAAGCUACCUCGACAGCUGCGCUCCUCCAGCAGAUCAGCGUGCUGCAGCCCUCCCACAUCCUGGAUGGAGCCUCCCGGCUGCAGGAGGACCCAGAGGCCAUGAAGAUAGAUUUCAAUGUGUAUCCAGCAGAUGCUGUGGCCAAGUUUAAGAAGACAAACCCUGGGAAGCCAUGUGUCAGGAUGUGUGUUAGGAGCUUUGACGAGCAGAUCCCAUCCCUUCGGGCUCUGAAGCAGGUUACCUAUCAGAGUGGGGACGUCCCGGUGGUCUUUGCUCUGGUGGAUCAUGGAGACAUUGCCUUUUACUCACUGAAGGAAUUCAAGCUGCCAGUUGAUGUUAAUCACUGAAGUUGCUGUCACUUGCAGAAAUGGUGUGGGAUGAAGGGAAGGAUUUGUUUUCUUGAUUAAAGCAAUACCAGAGAAACUAGAGCCUCUGAUAAGUGGAACCUUGAGUAGCUGACUACUUUAUGAGCUGUUAUGGACUUCACCCAGCCAGGUGGCUCAGGGAAAAUACCAAAAUUCACAGCAGUUAAGUGAUAGGACUUAGCUGGGCAUUUCUGGACUGGAGUACACUGCUUUGUUCUUGAAGCCACUGGUUCUUUGCUUUCUCAUCUUGUGGACCACUAGUCUGCCUCUUCUGAGUCAUUUUUGGCUGACUUGUGUUUCUAAUAGUCCACUGGUGAUCUUUUUGUCACAUGUUAAGAACCACUGUGCUACACCAGUUGAAUGGUUGGAGAGUCAUUGAGGUCAAUCAGGGACAGAAUAAGCUGAUCAGAUCAGUGGUGGUGUCCUGAGCUCUGGUCAUUCAGCUACGUCAACA
Molecule: messenger RNA, 2362 nt
Organism: Dryobates pubescens (Downy woodpecker)
Lineage: Eukaryota; Metazoa; Chordata; Aves; Piciformes; Picidae
Gene: TSEN54
Product: tRNA splicing endonuclease subunit 54
Exons: 11
Coding region: 1-1890 (629 amino acids)
Biological process (GO): tRNA-type intron splice site recognition and cleavage
Cellular component (GO): tRNA-intron endonuclease complex
Source: RefSeq, a predicted model, not a curated record